Molecule: messenger RNA, 1101 nt
Organism: Funneliformis geosporum
Lineage: Eukaryota; Fungi; Glomeromycota; Glomeromycetes; Glomerales; Glomeraceae
Source: the annotation of a GenBank genome assembly
AUGAUAGAGCCAGUUUCGAAUGCUCCUGAUGCCCCUACAUUAAGUGAAUUAUAUGGAUUAUGUAGACCUAUAGAAUAUUUUCAAUCAUCUAAAAAAAAUGAUAUAAAUAAUAUUUAUGGUGUUUUACCAUUUGUUGCACCUGAAGUUUUAAGAGGUCAAUCUUAUACUUUGGCUAGUGAUAUAUAUAGUUUUUCUAUGAUUAUGUGGGGAUUAGUAUCUGGAGUUUCACCAUUUAAUCAUGAAGCUCAUGAUUUUCAACUUGGUUUAAAUAUUUGUAAAGGCAAACGACCUAAAGAUAUUGGAAAUGCUCCACAAUGUUAUAUAAAUUUAAUGAAAAGAUGUUGGGAUGAAUGUCAAUCAAAAAGACCAACUGCAAUAGAAAUUAAAAAAAUUAUUGAAAGUGACUUGUCGGGAUAUUAUCUUAAUACUAAUUUAAAUUUUGAAAAUAAUUUUGUUACGAUACGACUUAAAUCCGAAGAUAAAAGAGUCAAAAAACAAAAUUAUUAUUUUCCACCACUUACCAGUGGUUUUUCUGAAGGAGAUUUACCUACUGGAUUUACCUGCCAAAAAAAAAAGAAAAAAACCAAUACUUCGCAUCUAUCAAAUCAAGAUACCUUUUCGAUUGGGAUCAAUAUGAAGAUAUGUUCACAAAUGAAAAGAUUUUAUCCUCAUUUGGAAAUGAAUAUGAAUUUCGAAGAAGAAUUUGAAGAUACUACAAACAGUGUUGGACAUUUAUCUAAUUGGACAUAUAAACUUGAGGAUAUAUUAUUAUACGAAACUGAAGAAUUUCAGAGUAUAGCACAAUUGAUGAAGGGCUUGCAAAGACGAUAUCAGAACUCUAUUGAGUGGGAUAUCAUCGAGUUCCAUCGUUUUUUCGUAGAAAAAAACAAAGAUAGAUCGGAAAAACUCGAGUACAAGUGGGCUACAAACAAACUCAACAAGAGUUUGCGAAGUAUUGGUAACACAUUAGCCGAAAAGGCAUUAAAUCUUCAAGAAACAGCUAAGGUAAGUGUAGUUUUUCCUUGUAUAAAUGUGAUGUUGCAACAUGAACAAUGGUUUAGUUGGUUUAGAUAUCUACGACUACGAGGGAAUACUGCUUGA